Messenger RNA from Nannospalax galili (Upper Galilee mountains blind mole rat), 4092 nucleotides. RefSeq names its product actin filament associated protein 1 like 2 (gene Afap1l2). The coding region runs from base 416 to 3046 and encodes 876 amino acids. Lineage: Eukaryota; Metazoa; Chordata; Mammalia; Rodentia; Spalacidae. The transcript has 20 exons. Gene Ontology annotation, molecular function: SH3 domain binding; SH2 domain binding. The record is from RefSeq and is a predicted model, not a curated record. Gene Ontology annotation, cellular component: cytosol. Gene Ontology annotation, biological process: positive regulation of epidermal growth factor receptor signaling pathway; inflammatory response; positive regulation of DNA-templated transcription.
CAUUGGGUUCGCAGUCGCUGCAGUUGGGAGAACAGAUCUUGCACAGCCACCCGAGCUCGCUACUUCGCAGAGCCUCCCCGCGGCGUUGGGGACAGCCCAGCCUCCGUCUCUCCGGUCCUAGCCGUCGGGCCGAUUUGGAGGAAGUGCUCCGCGGCCGGGGCCGCAGGCCCAGUACCCGGUGCGCGCGGACUGGAUCGCUGACCGUCCGGGCGGGCUGCGGAGUUCCCCCGCCGGGGCGAGGGAAGCGCGCCCGGGUGGGGACCCGAUCGAAGGGCUCGCGGCGCGGCGGCAGCACCCCGAGGUCCGGCGGUGAGCGUGACCUCACGGGGAGGGGCCAACGCGCAGCCGGGACACCCAACCCAGCGCGCAAAGAGCGGAGAGGAUCGGAGUAGCCGGAGCGCACGCCGUGGCCCCGAUGGAGCGGUACAAAGCCCUGGAGCAGCUGCUGACAGAGCUGGAAGACUUCCUCAAGGUUCUGGAUCAGGAGAACCUGAGCAGUGCAGCUGUGGUGAGGAAGAGUGGCCUGGUGGAGCUCCUGAGGCUGUACACCAAGAGCAGCAGUUCUGAUGAAGAAUAUAUUUAUAUGAACAAAGUGUCAGUCAGCAGGGAACAGAACUCAGCAUCUCUGGACAAAGUGCCCGAGGAGCAGGGUCCACUGGCAAAUGGGGAACCCAGCCAGCAUUCUUCAGCCCCUCAGAAGAGCCUUCCAGACCUCCCGCCUCCCAAGACUAUUCCAGAGCGGAAGCAGCUCACUGUUCCAAAGACUGAGUCUCCUGAGGGUUACUAUGAAGAGGCAGAGCCAUAUGACACAUCCAUCAAUGGUCUUUAUGGCAGAUAUCUCCCUACUGAAGUUCCCCGAUGGGCACAGUUGCCUGAAGGAGUCAUUUAUGCCACGAUCACCUUGGAGGACGGAGAGGCUGUGAGCAGCUCCUAUGAGUCCUACGAUGAAGAGGAGAGCAGCAAAGGCAAGACAGCCCCCUAUCAGUGGCCCUCACCGGAGGCCAGCAUCGAGCUGAUGCGUGAUGCUCGUAUCUGUGCCUUCUUGUGGCGUAAGAAGUGGCUGGGCCAAUGGGCCAAGCAGCUCUGUGUGAUCAGAGACACCAGGCUCUUGUGUUAUAAAUCCUCCAAGGAUCACAGUCCUCAGCUGGAUGUGAACUUGCUGGGCAGCAGUGUCAUUCACAAGGAGAAACAAGUACGGAAGAAGGAGCACAAGCUCAAGAUCAUACCUAUGAACGCCGAUGUGAUUGUCCUGGGCCUGCAAAGCAAGGACCAAGCCGAGCAGUGGCUCCGGGUCAUCCAGGAGGUGAGCGGUCUGCCUUCCGAAGGAGCCUCUGAGGGAAACCAGUAUACCCCAGAUGCCCAACGCCUGACCUGUCAGAAACCAGAUAUAGCCGAGAAGUACCUGUCAGCUUCGGAGUAUGGAAGCGCCAUUGAUGGGCAUCCUGAAGUCCCAGAGACCAAAGACGUCAAGAAGAAAUGUUCUGCUGGCCUCAAACUGAGCAACCUAAUGAACCUGGGCAGGAAGAAAUCCACCUCACUGGAGCCCCAGGAGAGGUCCCUCGAGACAUCCAGCUACCUGAAUGUGCUGGUGAACAGCCAGUGGAAGUCACGCUGGUGCUUAGUUCGGGACAGUCACCUGCAUUUCUACCAGGACCGGAACCGGAGCAAGGCAGCCCAGCAGCCCCUUAGCCUGGUGGGCUGUGAGGUGGUCCCAGACCCUAGCCCCGACCACCUAUAUUCCUUCCGUAUCCUCCACAAUGGCGAGGAGCUGGCCAAGCUUGAGGCUAAGUCCUCAGAGGAGAUGGGCCACUGGCUAGGUCUCCUGCUCUCCGAGUCAGGCUCCAAGACAGACCCAGAAGAGUUCACCUACGACUAUGUAGAUGUUGAAAGGGUUUCCUGUAUUGUGAGUGCAGCCAAAACCUCGCUCUUACUGAUGCAGAGAAAGUUCUCAGAGCCCAACACAUACAUUGAUGGCCUGCCCAGCCAGGACCGCCAGGAGGAGCUAUAUGACGACGUGGAGAUGUCGGAGCUGACGACAGGGGCAGAACCCACAUCAGAAGCCACCCCUGCUGUAGACAGUCACAGUGAGAGUGAGCUUGAUCGAGUGUAUCUGGACCUUACACCUGUCAAGUCUUUCCUGCACAGCCCCAGUGGGGUGCAGGCGCAGACUUCUCCAACACUGCUGCAUCUGGACGACCUGGCCGAGAUCCUCCCAGCAGACCCCAGUCCAGUCCCCACCCCAGAUGAGCUUCCCACAAAGCCUCCAGAGAGCCUGGAAGAACAGAGACAGCUAGAGAGCCUGGAGUCCUCAGAACCCGCGGAGCCCGUCCUGAAAAUCACCACCGUCAAAUUGCAGGCUGAGCAGCAGAGAAUUUCCUUUCCAGCCAACUGCCCUGACACUGUGGCUACCAGCCCCGCCAGUGCCAGCCCACCCGUGAAAGACAGGCUGAGGGUGACCAGUGCAGAGAUCAAACUUGGGAAGAAUCGGACAGAGGCUGAGGUGAAACGGUACACAGAGGAGAGAGACAGGCUGGAGAAGAAGAAGGAAGAGAUCCGGGGACACCUGGCUCAGCUCCGGAAGGAAAAACGGGAGCUGAAAGAGUCCCUGUUAAAGUGCACAGACAAGGGAGUCCUGGCCAGCCUGGAGCAGAAGUUGAAGGAAGUGGAUGAAGAAUGCCGGAUCGAAGAGAGCAAGCGUGUGGACCUUGAGCUUAACAUCAUGGAGGUGAAGGACAACCUGAAAAAGGCUGAGGCUGGGCCUGUGACACUGGGCACCACCGUAGAUACCACCCACCUGGACAACAUGAGCCCCCGUCCCAAAGCUGCCACACCUACCCCCACUCCAGACUGUACCCCAGUCAACUCUGCAUCUGUGCUCAAGAACAGGCCUCUUUCAGUCAUGGUCACAGGCAAAGGCACUGUCCUCCAGAAAGCCAAGGUUGAUACAGAGGAUAACUUUCUUUUGGGGGUGUACACUUGUGUUUGGUACCAUAGGAAUGGGAGAAGAAAGGAGCAAGUUAGGAGACAAUCAUCUAAAGACUCUUAAUGUCAAUGUGGACCUUGGUGACAAUCCUGCUUUGGUAAAGUCUUCAUUAAAACAGCACCUCUGAGGAAGGGGUGAGUCUGUUUGGAAGAAAAAGCAAGGAAUAAAGUGCUGUGAGUGGAGAGCUUUGGUCAGUGGAGGAAAACAAGCCAAAGGGAGGCUACAGCAGCAGCAUCAGAGGCUUCCUUGGAGACCCGAGUCUAUUGGCUGUAAUGAGACAUUGUACUUAGGAGUGUUCUGUGUUUCUUUUCUUGUUCUAUUUUUAAAUUUCAUCCAUCAGUCCAUCAUUUUAUCAAGAUUUUUAAGUAGUGAAAAAUGGCCAUGUGACUUUGGUGCCUGAGAACACCUCCACUUUAGCCCCUCAUCUCUUAUCCUAUGCUUGGCGAUGUUGAGGGUUAAACCAUCCUUGCCUCCAAGUUUGUUCUCUUCCACAUUAAUGAGCCCGACUUGGUCUUUGAUUUUAAACAGCAUUGAGCACCAGUGGCACAAACUUUAAAAAAGAGCAGCAGAGGCAAAUAUUUAUGACCAAGAUAAGGCACUGAGCCGGUUAAGGACUUUUGUUCAGUUCAAGGUAACUGAAAAAAAAUUUUUUUAAAAAAUUAAGCAAUGUUGUAUCAUACAGGAAAAUAUAUAAUCCCCAUGUUUACAAAUUCAGUCCUAUGGGUAGGCCUCUUUUAAAGGAAGAGUUAUUUAAUAUAAUCUUGUCAUUUUUAUUUUAAAGAUCUGUUUUCAUUUCUGGUCCCCUUGUAAGAAAAACAAUGGUGAAUUUGGGCAGCCUUCCUCUUUCUUCAAAUUGGCAGUGCUGUCCAGUAUGUGGCCUGUCUCUGUGACGGCAUUAACACAGGUUGAAACAUUUCAUCUGUCACCCUUGUCCCAUUUCUGGGCAUUCUGAAUCAGAGUUCUCUAACACUGGUUCCUGAAAGCAAAAGGUCUUUUUUUUACGUUUAUUGUCUUUCUAAUCCCAGGGCAUUUAUUUCCUGUGUCAUAAACACUUGGUGACUUUACCAUGUUGUGAGUUAGAUUUUUUUUUUAAUAAAACAUUCAUUGUA